AUGACUUCUUCAAAGACACAUCCCGAAAUCAUGUCGAUAAACGUUCUUGUCACAGGAGCCACCGGUCUCCUCGGUCGGCAGGUAUUCAAGACCUUUAAGCAGUCGGGAUGCUUAGUAGUCGGCCAGGGCUUUUCGCGAGCAGUUCCGCCUACGAUUCUCAAAGCGGAUCUAGAAAAGCCAGAGGAGAUUAAAGCCCUCUUAGUCGAAGCCAGACCGCAGGUUGUGAUUCAUUGCGCUGCGAACCGCUCUCCCGAUCUCUGUGACAAGGAUCCUGAGCAAGCCCGUCGAGUUAACGUUGACGCUACGCGUACUCUGGCCGAAGCGACUGCAGCCACGGGAGCAUUGCUCAUCUACAUCUCCACCGACUACGUGUUCCCGGGCACGGAGGGCCAGGCGCCGUAUGAGGCCGAUGCCGAGACCAACCCGCCGAAUGUGUACGGCCAGCUGAAGAGGGAUGGAGAGCUAGCGGUGUUGGAAGCCACAGAGGACAACCACCUGGGGCUGGUUCUGCGGGUGCCGGUGUUGUACGGGACAGCCAAAGACAACUCCGAAAGUGCAGUCAACACCCUUGUCGACGCGGUGUGGAAGGCCCAGGAUGCGAACGCCGGGUUGAAGAUGGACGAUUGGGCCCAGCGGUAUCCCACCAACACCGAGGACGUGGCCCGCGUGUGUCGUGACAUCGUCAUUAAGCAUCUCCACGAGCGGUCGCAGAAGCGCGAACUCCCCCGCAUCCUCCAGUUCUCGUCGGAGGAUCGCAUGACCAAGUACGAGAUCUGUGAGAAGUUGGCGGAGGUGCUGGGAGUGUCGCUGGUCGGGAUGACUCGGAAUCAACAAGGAAACGACCCGAAUGUCAGCGUACAACGGCCCUACGAUACACAUUUGUCCACCAGGACCUUGAAGGAUCUUGGCAUUGAUGUGCGCACGAUGGAUUUCGUCGCCUGGUGGUAA
Messenger RNA from Aspergillus tanneri, 948 nucleotides. Its product is annotated as dTDP-4-dehydrorhamnose reductase family protein. NCBI's taxonomy places the organism in Eukaryota, Fungi, Ascomycota, Eurotiomycetes, Eurotiales, Aspergillaceae. The transcript is spliced from 3 exons. The coding region runs from base 1 to 948 and encodes 315 amino acids. Gene Ontology annotation, biological process: S-adenosylmethionine biosynthetic process. The record is from RefSeq and is a predicted model, not a curated record. Gene Ontology annotation, cellular component: methionine adenosyltransferase complex. Gene Ontology annotation, molecular function: methionine adenosyltransferase regulator activity.